GGUCCGUUUCAACUGGAUUUGUGGUAUUUGAACUCUUGCAACCCUUUAGUGGCCGAUUUGGCGAGUCUGCGCUACCCAUGCCAAACAAAGAAAAAGUUGGAAAGAAGGCAUGGUUGUCAAACAAACAGUAAACAUUGACUCAUGCAAGGCACUGACCAGGGAAAACAUGGCCACGAACAGAGCUGCGUCCAAACGAAAAUUGGAAAAAGUCGAACAAAAUGGGAAAAAUAACGCGUUGACGGCUCAAAAUGGUGCAGAAGAAUCAGACGAGGAGGAUUAUCUUCAAACAAUCUCUGAUGUUGACUCUUCGGACCAGGAAGGUGAUCAGUCGGGAAGCGAUGAGUCAGAGGGAGAAUUAGAAAAUAUAGAUGAAGACAAUACUGAGGAUAGUAGUGACGCCGAUAGUGAAGAAGGCGAAAAUGAAUCUGAUGACGGAGAGGAGGAAGAUGAUUCAGAUGUUGAGGAAGAAGAUGAGAAUGAAGAGGAGAAUGACAGUGAAGACAAAAGUGACUUGGAGUGGGAAUCCGAUGCUUCCAGUGAAGAUGAUGCUGAAAAUCUAUUAAAGAAUGUCAAAAAGGUCACUAAAACUAAAGUGAAGUCUCAGGAUAGCACUCUAGCUACAGAAUCAAAUGAAUCUGCGUCUGAAGAACAUCUAGACCCCUCUAAAUCUAUAAACUCCAAGGAUAGUAAGGAUAGCAAUGUUCAAGGAACUUCUAAGGAUGAGUAUGAAAGUGGAGACACAUCUGAUGAAGAGGAUAUCCGCAAUACAGUUGGUAAUAUACCCAUGAAUUGGUAUGAUGAGUAUCCUCAUCUUGGCUAUGAUUGGGAUGGUAAACCCAUCAUGAAACCCAAGACUGGAGACACCUUGGAUUUCUUCCUAAAGCGUAUGGAAGACCCCAACUUCUUCCGAACUGUGAAAGAUCCUCAAACUGGUCAAGAUGUUGUCCUCAGUGAUCGUGAUGUAGAACUUAUAAAACGAUUGCAGAGUGGACAGAUACCCGAUGCUGCUUUUGAUGACACAGCUCCCUGGGUAGAAUACUUCACAUCAGAUGUGAUGAAAACACCUCUGCGGAAAUUCCCAGAACACAAAAGAUCCUUCUUACCAAGCAAGUCUGAGGCAGCAAAGGUAUCAAAAUAUGUCCAUGCCCUUAAAAUGGGUUGGAUGAAAACUAGGAGUGAAUUGGCUGAAGAGCAAAGAAAGAAGAGAGAGAAGAACUUUUACAUGCUGUGGGGGGCUGAUGAUAACUCUGUUGAAGAAAUGCGUCGAAUUGAAAAUCAUCUACCAGCUCCCAAACGACAUCUACCAGGACAUGCCGAAUCCUACAAUCCACCAGCUGAAUAUUUGCUUGACAAAGAAGAGCUUCGUCAAUGGAAGAAAUGCCAGGAAACUCCAUGGAAGAGGAAAAUUCACUUUGUGCCUCAGAAAUAUAAGUCCCUUAGAGAAGUACCCUCAUACCCUCGGUACAUUAGAGAACGUUUCUUACGCUGUCUGGAUCUCUACAUGUGUCCACGUGCCCUUAAAAUGAAGUUGAUGAUUGAGCCAGAAGACCUUGUUCCUAAACUACCUAGUCCUAGAGAUCUACAACCUUUCCCUACCACCAUGUCUAUGGUUUAUGAAGGGCACACCGAUAUGGUUCGCUGUAUCACUGUUGAUCCCAAAGGUCAAUUUAUGAUUUCAGGAUCAGAUGACUUAACUAUCAAAGUUUGGGAAGUUUCAACAGGAAGGUGUCUGCGUACAAUCAAUGUUGGAGGUGUUGUGAGAAGUGUGUGUUGGUGUCCAAACCAAGCACUCUCCAUUGUGGCUGUAGCUGCAGAUCGAAAACUUUUGCUAAUCAAUCCUGGUGUUGGUGACAGUUUAGUAAUAGCAAAAACUGAUCUUCUUCUCAAAGAAGAACCAGAAGACUCAUCAGUUAUUCCAGAGAGAGUUAAAGCGGCUGUGCAAUGGGAACAAGCCAAAGAUGAGGAAUGGGCUUCAGGCAUUCGAGUUGUCAUUAAUCAUUUCAAGGAAAUUAAGCAGGUCACUUGGCAUGGCCGAGGUGAUUAUUUCGCCACAGUUAUGCCAGAAGGUAUACAUCGUUCUGUUGUUAUCCACCAACUCUCUAAGAGGCGGUCUCAAGUUCCCUUCAGCAGAAGUAAGGGUCUGGUACAAUGUGUUUUGUUCCACCCUGUUCAACCCAUGCUAUUUGUGGCAACUCAGCGAAAUAUUCGUGUUUAUGACUUAUUGAAACAAGAAAUGGUUAAAAAGUUGUCUACACUAUCUCGAUGGGUAUCAUCUAUGGCCAUACACCCUGGUGGUGACAAUUUACUUGUGGGAACUUAUGAUAGGAAGAUGAUGUGGUUUGAUUUGGACCUGUCAACUUCACCAUACCAAACAUUACGUCUCCAUGGAACUGCUGUGAGGGGUGUGGCUUAUCAUAAGCGUUACCCACUCUUUGCCUCUGGCUCGGAUGACAGAAGUGUCAUUGUUUCACACGGAAUGGUGUACAAUGAUCUGUUGAAGAACCCUCUCAUUGUUCCUCUGAAGAGGCUGCAGUACCAUGAGCCUAACAAUGACUUUGGCAUAUUUGAUGUUAUUUUCCAUCCAACACAACCGUGGGUGUUUUCCGCUGGAUCAGAUAAAACCAUCAGAUUAUACUCAUAGUAAUUCAGAACAUUUCUAAAUAAAAGUUAUAUUUUUUCUCCAAGUAAA
Messenger RNA from Frankliniella occidentalis (western flower thrips), 2689 nucleotides. RefSeq names its product ribosome biogenesis protein BOP1 homolog. The record is from RefSeq and is a predicted model, not a curated record. Lineage: Eukaryota; Metazoa; Arthropoda; Insecta; Thysanoptera; Thripidae. The transcript is spliced from 10 exons. Bases 110 to 2641 code for a protein of 843 amino acids. Gene Ontology annotation, molecular function: protein binding; ribonucleoprotein complex binding. Gene Ontology annotation, biological process: ribosome biogenesis; maturation of LSU-rRNA from tricistronic rRNA transcript (SSU-rRNA, 5.8S rRNA, LSU-rRNA). Gene Ontology annotation, cellular component: PeBoW complex; preribosome, large subunit precursor.